UUCACAUAUUAUUAUUGACUGAAGCCUAAUUGAAUGUCCAAAUGGUAGGGAAUUUUCCCACAUGCUAUCCAGCACCAAGGACCUACAUUUGGACUUGGAUUCUUUUCACUUGGAAACAACAUGCAUGGGCUAUGUGCAUGACUAAAAUACAAUUGGAAAAACCUCUGAAUCUAAACAGUUGCUUGGGAAAGAUAACAUUUCAAAUGGAUAAUUCUCAACUGUGAGCAGCUGGGCUCUUGGCUCUGUGCGCAUCUGGAUACCUCAGAUUGUGGAAAACCAUCCCAUUUCGGGGUUGCUACUUAAAGCCAGAGUUUGCGCUGUGGUGAAGGUCAAGUCCCUAUUGUUCCCUGCACCAACUCACAGAGUAACGGAAGCCUAUAACAGCAGAAAGCAGCAGACAUGACAGACAACACCACCCAUCUUAACUUCAUGAUGCACCAGCACAUGGACCUGAGCUCCAUGGACAUAGACGAUAACAACACCAUCAACAACACCACCGGAGAGCAGAACUCAAACGGCUGCUCCAUCGAUAUCCCACAGGGGCUUUUCCUUACACUGGGCCUCAUUAGCCUGGUGGAGAACAUCUUAGUGGUGCUGGCCAUCAUUAAGAACCGCAACCUGCACUCCCCCAUGUACUACUUCAUCUGCUGCCUGGCCGUCUCCGACAUGCUGGUCAGCAUCGCCAAUGUGGUGGAGACCAUAGUCCUGUUGCUCAACGACAACUUGCUGCUUGAGGCCCCGGAGAUACUGAGGAACCUGGACAAUGUCAUUGACAUCAUGAACUGCAGCUCGGUGAUGUCCUCGCUGUCCUUCCUCUGCACCAUCGCCGCCGACCGAUACAUCACCAUCUUCUACGCGCUGCGCUACCAUAGCAUCAUGACGACGCGGCGCGCCGUGGCCCUCAUCGUGCUGGUGUGGCUGACCAGCAUCACCUCCAGUACACUGUUCAUAGUCUACCAUUCGCACAAAGCCGUCAUCAUCUGCCUCGUCGCCUUCUUCUGCAUUGCGCUCGUUUUCAACGCUGUCCUCUACUUGCACAUGUUCAUCUUGGCUCACGUGCACUCACGGCGCAUCAUGGCCGUCCACAAGUCUCGACGGCAGGCCACGAGCAUGAAGGGCGCCAUCACGCUGACCAUCCUGCUCGGGGUCUUCAUCCUCUGCUGGGGGCCGUUCUUCCUCCACCUCAUUCUUGUCCUCGCCUGCCCCACAAACCCCACCUGCAAAUGCUUCUUCAGCCACUUUCACCUCUACCUCAUCCUCAUUAUCUGCAACUCGCUCAUCGACCCGCUUAUCUACGCUUACAGGAGCCAGGAGCUGCGCAAAACAUUAAAGGAGCUGGUCUUCUGCUCCUGCUUCCCCAUUCGAUGUGAUUCCAUACUUGAAUGUCUAUUUCCAUGUAAGUUCACAUGACUGCAGGACCGAUUACGGAAGAACAUUAUAUAUCAAAUGUGUAGCAAUAUUAGGCCUUUGCCUACCAAUGCAUUUGAAUUAACUGAAAGACAAAGUUGAACUAUGAGACGUCCGGUUGUAUCAGAACAGCACUGGGGAACCUUUUAGCAACCUCCUUUAACCAACCCCUGCCUUCUCCCAUGCGGAAGACAAUUCAUUGGGCCGUUCCAAGGAAUAUAAACCACUAGUGCAGUGAACUUUGAUGUCAGCCAUCAUUUGCAUCACCUACUUACAGGUAAUUAUGGUUUUCACCCAUCAUUCAAGGAUGCAGUGGCUAUGUAAAGCUGAGUGUCCUGCUGUCUCAGGGAGCUCAUGGGCUUAAUUUCAGAUUGCUGUGUGGGACAAAUAUGAAUAAUUAGUGCGUAAAUCUAAUAACUAACACUGGAAAUUGACAAUCAACAUGCAAUGAAAUAGCAGCAUGGGCCUACAGAUAUACCUUUGCUUUGAUGGUUUGUUUAAAUUCAAGGAAAGAUGAAAAGAUUAAGAAGAGUGAAGUUUGUUUUCUUUCAUGAAUAGAAUAUGUGUAUAUUCCAAUUACAGCCUAAUUGGUUUAAAUAGACAAGCUGCAAUUUUAUGUAGUUGCUGCAAGGCUGAAUUAGUUUACAUGUAAGUAUAUGCAAAGAUGUUUCACUGUAAUGAUUUACUUUGACGA
Messenger RNA from Esox lucius (northern pike), 2101 nucleotides. It is a transcript of the gene mc1r, whose product is annotated as melanocortin 1 receptor. Gene Ontology annotation, molecular function: melanocyte-stimulating hormone receptor activity. The record is from RefSeq and is a predicted model, not a curated record. The coding region runs from base 400 to 1410 and encodes 336 amino acids. Gene Ontology annotation, cellular component: membrane. Lineage: Eukaryota; Metazoa; Chordata; Actinopteri; Esociformes; Esocidae. The transcript is spliced from 2 exons. Gene Ontology annotation, biological process: G protein-coupled receptor signaling pathway.